Messenger RNA from Eimeria tenella, 615 nucleotides. RefSeq lists its product as uncharacterized. The transcript has a single exon. The coding region runs from base 1 to 615 and encodes 204 amino acids. NCBI's taxonomy places the organism in Eukaryota, Apicomplexa, Conoidasida, Eucoccidiorida, Eimeriidae. The record is from RefSeq and is a predicted model, not a curated record.
AUGGUGAAGUCGCCGUCAGAUGGCCCCAGCAGCCGCCGCGUGGGCUUUGGGGCUUUUUGGCGCGAGCGAGUGGCGCCUUGCUUCGCGCUGCAUGCAACCACGUGCUUGCCUCUUUUGAAGAAACGCAAACAGCAGCAGCAGCAGCAGCAACAACAGGAGGAGGAGCAGCAGCAGCGGGCGGUCGCUCUUUGCACACACGCUGAUGAAGCGUCGCACGCAACGGGAAAGCUUGAGGCGGCGGCACAAAGGGGCGCAAAGACAGCAGCAGCAGCAGCAACAGCAGCUGGGUCACCUACUGCAGCACGAAAAGCAGCAACAGCAGGAGCAGCAGCAGCAGGAGUGGGGGGCUCUGCUGCUUCCCCUGCUGCUUUGCCUGCCCUUACCGAUGCCCAGCUGCAGCAGCAGCUAAAGGAGCUGCGGCGUUCCAUAACCAGGUGGUCUACCAAACUUGCUGCUGCUCAGGCAGCAGCAACAGCAGAGCUGCAGCAGCUGCUGCGGCGAGCAGAAGCAGCAGCAUUUCUACAAAGCAAAAAGGAACAAGCAAACAACCCACCAACGAGCGCCUCUCUGCAGCAAAUGGAAGAAGCCAACUGCAGCAGCAGCAGCAGCAAGUAG